AUGGAGGUAUUCAGUGGUAGUUUGAGAAAGGUUGCAGCAAUAAUGAUUGUAGUGGUGAUGGUGGGAGUGAGAGUCGAAGGUGAAGAUCCGGAUCUGCUUACAGAUUUCGAUCUUUCAAGUGGGGCAACGAUUGACGGGAACUUCUUCACGUUUAAAGGGUUCAAUGGAGUUGGGUCUAAUUCCACAGCCAGUGGGAGCUUUAAAAUUACAAGAGCCACCCAGCAAGAAUUUCCAGGGCUGAUGGGUCUAGGUGUUUCCUACGCCUUCUUUGAAAUAGGGGCGAACAGUGUUGUUCCUCCUCACUAUCAUCCGCGGGCAAGUGAAUUGCACAUGAUUUUAGAGGGAUCACUCACUGUGGCUUUUGUAGACACCACCAACAAGCUGUUCAACAAGACCCUAUUUGCUGGGGACACGUUUGUAUUCCCAAAGGGAAUGGUCCAUUACCAGAUCAAUCUUGACAUGUACAAACCUGUUCUUGCUAUCUCUGCAUUUGGGAGUGCGAGUCCAGGGACUGUGCUGUUGCCUUCCACUCUCUUCGGCUCUGGAAUUGCCGACCUUGUUCUCCAAAAAUCUUUCAUGAUCUCACCUGAAACCCUGUCCAUGCUCAAGGCUCCCUUCCUCUAG
Cryptomeria japonica (Japanese cedar) is the source of this 624-nucleotide messenger RNA. RefSeq names its product putative germin-like protein 9-2. Gene Ontology annotation, cellular component: cell wall. Gene Ontology annotation, molecular function: manganese ion binding. Lineage: Eukaryota; Viridiplantae; Streptophyta; Pinopsida; Cupressales; Cupressaceae. Bases 1 to 624 code for a protein of 207 amino acids. The record is from RefSeq and is a predicted model, not a curated record. The transcript has a single exon.